This is a messenger RNA of Monomorium pharaonis (pharaoh ant), 2053 nucleotides long. It is a transcript of the gene rept, whose product is annotated as ruvB-like 2. NCBI's taxonomy places the organism in Eukaryota, Metazoa, Arthropoda, Insecta, Hymenoptera, Formicidae. Gene Ontology annotation, molecular function: ATP hydrolysis activity; ATP binding; DNA helicase activity. The coding region runs from base 506 to 1900 and encodes 464 amino acids. The transcript is spliced from 7 exons. Gene Ontology annotation, cellular component: NuA4 histone acetyltransferase complex; Swr1 complex; R2TP complex. Gene Ontology annotation, biological process: regulation of transcription by RNA polymerase II; box C/D snoRNP assembly; chromatin remodeling. The record is from RefSeq and is a predicted model, not a curated record.
GAUGGCCCUUAAGGCCCUCACACAUGAAUUGACAUAACCAUAACGUAAGGUUUUGACGCGUCGGAUUGGGCGACCAUAACCGUAACCUGCCAUAACCGGCUAAUUCAAGUACAUGAUUGGUCGAAACCUUACUGUUACGGUUAUGUCAAUUCAUGUGUGAGGGCCUUUAUUCCAUUUGGCAAACCUGACCACAUACGGAACAUUUUUCGUGACCACUUUCAAUCUAUGUAGAUAAGUCUCCUUAUUCUUACUUCAUGGUCUGUGGUAUUAAUAGCAGCCCCGUGCCGCCCGUGCCUGCCGUAACCGGCAUUAUUAUUGUUAUCGCCUAUCGGAGUAUCGGCUGAAGGUCUCGAAGGCUGAUCUUGGUUGAUCUGAGAGAUAUAACGGUUUUACAGAAAUCCAUCGAGUGAUAAGAAGAAGAAGAAGAAGAAGAAGAAGAAGAAGAAGAAGAUAUAACGGUUUUCUCACGCUUCGCGUCAUUAGAAAAACAGUAUCUAUAUUCAGCAUGGCAAUCGUUACUAAUGUGCAAGAAGUUCGUGAGAUUACCAAGAUAGAGCGUAUUGGUGCCCAUUCCCAUAUUAGAGGUUUAGGAUUAAAUGAUAGUUUAGAACCACGCAAUGUUUCCCAAGGCAUGGUUGGUCAGCUCACGGCACGCCGUGCUGCUGGUGUUAUUCUGGAAAUGAUUAAGGAGAGUAAGAUAGCAGGUCGUGCGAUUCUAUUGGCUGGACAACCUGGCACGGGUAAAACUGCCAUUGCUAUGGGAAUGGCACAAGCUUUGGGUGCAGAUACUCCUUUCACGUCAAUGGCUGGUUCUGAAAUUUACUCUUUAGAAAUGAGUAAAACAGAAGCUUUAACUCAAGCUAUUAGAAAGUCUAUUGGAGUUAGAAUCAAAGAGGAGACAGAAAUUAUAGAGGGGGAAGUAGUGGAAAUUCAAGUUGACAGACCAGCCACUGGAAUUGGAGUAAAAGUUGGCAAAUUAACAUUAAAAACUACUGAGAUGGAGACAAUUUAUGAUUUAGGAAAUAAAAUGAUUGAUUGCUUGAUGAAAGAGAAAGUACAAGCUGGUGAUGUUAUAACGAUAGACAAAGCCACAGGGAAGAUUAAUAGACUUGGACGAUCCUUCACCAGAGCUCGGGAUUACGAUGCAACGGGUUCGCAAACGCGUUUUGUGCAAUGUCCAGAAGGUGAAUUGCAGAAACGCAAGGAAGUCGUGCACACCGUGACUUUGCAUGAAGUUGACGUGAUAAAUAGUAGAACGCAUGGCUUUUUAGCACUAUUUUCUGGAGAUACUGGAGAGAUAAAAUCGGAAGUGCGAGAUCAAAUAAACGCCAAGGUCGCAGAAUGGCGGGAAGAGGGCAAAGCAGAAAUAGUUCCAGGUGUACUUUUUAUCGAUGAAGUACAUAUGUUGGAUAUUGAAUGUUUCUCAUUUCUAAAUCGAGCACUGGAGAAUGAAAUGGCUCCAGUUGUAAUUAUGGCAACGAAUAGAGGUAUUACGAGAAUUAGAGGGACAAAUUACAAGAGUCCUCAUGGCAUUCCAAUUGAUUUAUUGGAUCGUAUGAUUAUUGUCCCGACGAGCCCGUACCAAGAAAAGGAGUUAAAGGAAAUCUUGAAAAUAAGAUGCGAAGAAGAAGAUUGUGAAAUGGCUGAUGAUGCUCUAACCGUGUUAACGAGGAUUGCUUUAGAAACAUCGCUGAGAUAUGCGAUACAGUUAAUUACGACGGCGUCUCUUGUCAGCCGUCGAAGAAAAACUACAGAAGUCAGUAUUGAAGAUGUGAAACGUGUCUAUUCUUUAUUUCUCGAUGAAAAUAGAUCUACACAAUUUCUUAAAGAAUAUCAAGAUGAUUUCAUGUUCAAUGAAUUCCCUACUUCAGCUGAGGAUAACAUGGAUGUUUCUUCAUAAUACAUUACAGAAAAGCAAACUUUUCUAUUAAGUUAUGAAACUAAGUUACUUAAAAUUUAAUUACAAUAAUUUUUUUAAUGUAGUGAUAUAGUUAAAAUAUAUUAUUUUCUCACUAUUAUAAUACUUAUCACAAAUUUAUUUUUAAUUAAUUAU